UGAUUGUUAAUUUAUUCAUUUAUAUAGUGUUUUCUCCCCAAAAAUAUAACAAAUUGAUUCCGUUCAGGUUCAGAUUCAAGUUCUGCCAUUUCAUGUAUCAUGGCGCUCGAGAUUCAUGUACGAGAUUGUAAACAAUAACAUACCACCGGUGUCAGGUUGAUCUGGGUUGAUCUUUCGUGACAAAGAAUUCGGUCGAGUAAUAUGGAAAUACCCACAAAACGGCGCGGGAGACACAGGAGAAAGCGACUCUUGAGGAAACAGCUACGCGAGCGGAUCAAACUCAUCAAACGUGAGGUUAGGUCCGCGGGGCAUCGGACGGUCUUCCCAGAGUAUGUCGUCGAUGCGCGCGAGAUAUUAACGACGGGCACGAUGCAAGCCGAGGCUUUUUGGAAGAAUUACGCGGUGGCUCAGGAGUGGCAAAAGCGACACAGCAUAACCUGGUGGAGAUCGCGUUGCGUCGCCCUCGAGCACGAGAAUAAACUGCUGCGUGACAAAGUUAGAUCUCUGGCUCAACAUCGCGACACUCGACAGUACAGUUAUCAGAAUAACAGCAACGUGACUAGAGAGGAAAACCACGCGGAGUUCGGUUUGAACGACGACGACGACGAUGACGAGGACGAUAACCUGGAGUUCACCGUGACCGAGGACAUGCUGAACUUCUUCGAGACGAGCGAGAGACACAAACAGGAGAUGCGGCAAAAGCGCGAGAACGAGAAUUCCGAGGAGACACCCUUCGUCGGUGCCGCCGAGAGCGCCCGGGUGAGGAAGGAGCAGGCCGAGCUGCUGUACGGCGACGCCGGCCUCAGGAUAUUGACGAUGGAGACCGCUCUGCUGAGCACGAUCGAGCGAUAUGAGGAUUCGGCGAAUCCACAAUACUGGCCCAAUAUCCCUCUCAAACUCUAGGAAGAUCUAGACCGUCAAUCAUCUCCUAUAUGGAUUCUAUAAGUUUAAUUCGUUGAUGCAAGGGCAGUGCUGUGAUUCCAAGCAACUCAGAAUCCGAGGCCCGAGCCCGGGCACUCGACACAUACACAUCACACGCACACGCACGCGCGCACACAUAUACUGCGCUCCAUAGAGAUCGGGAGUCGCGGGAGUUGGGAGAGAUCCUAGAGCUAUCUGUUUUACCGACAUUUUUUAAAUAAAAAUUCAUUUUUUAAUUGGCUUUAUAAAAUUGCAAAAGUUUUUCUUCAGAAUUAAUUAAAGUACGCACAAAAAUCUAAAGGAAAACGGUCGAGUUUAUGUAAAAAAAGAAAAUAAUUUUUAUUUCUGGUACGUAAAACUCUCUGUUAGUUGAUGACGAUUUGCUUUACGAUGUGGAUAUAUAAUGUACACAUAAAUGAAACUGUAUUUCUCUCAGGGAUAACAUGUACGACCGAUAUCGUGCAAUUCAAACUAAGAUUAAAAGUCUAGGAAAAAAGAUUUGCUCGAUCCUUUAACUUUUUAUAAUUGAAAAUCGAAAUACGAAAUGAUAAAAGGAGCAGUCUAAAAUUUGUUUUUAUUCUCGGUAUAAAGACCAAUUUAUAGACUGAUAUGAAUACGUGUACUCUAAUUCUAUAUAGAAAAAAUUUUCAAAUCUAUAAAAGAAAUACAUACGAAAUUGCACAAAUUAUUCUACAUUAUCGACCUCGAUCAAGCAAGUUUGAUGCGAGUCAAUCAUAUAUACGUAAUAAGACGCCGUAAGCGAUUUAAUAGCAUGAAAAAUCUUAUCGAGUGCUGAAGGCUUUAUUCUGUUGUUUGACACGAACAAAGUUACAUCUAUCUUCACACAUAUAAUUGUUAGAAGCAGUGUGUCGGAUCUUUCUGUCUUUUUGUGUAAGUCAAAUUUUUUAGUAAUUCCUUUUUAUAGUUUGUUGUUGAAAUUGUUUUUUGAUUGACCAUGAAUUAGAGUAUUUUUGAUAUUCAGUGUUUAGAAGAUGACUGAUAAUUAGUUGCGGUUACAGACCACAGACUACAGACUUUUGAAUUUUAUACUUUGCACUCUGAAGAAAACUAGAAAUGUGAGCCGAAACGUUUGCGUACUCGAUGUACAUAUUACAUUCGCGUUCCAAUGCGUUUAACAUCGUCCAAAAUUUUGGAUUUUAUCUAAAAUCGAUUAAAUUUUGCAUACGAACAUCUUAAUGCUGGCUCUUCUUGGGAAUAUUUUCCUAACGUAUUAUUUUAAAAAUAAAAGAAUACAUUUAGCAAAAAAAAUGAAUAUUGUUUACAUGAUUAAUUACUAGAAUUAUAAAAAGCUUUAUACAUCGACCAAACUAAAUAACAUUUGGAGAUACGUGUUAGAGAUUAGAGAAUAUUCAAUUACAAAAUCACGCACUUUCAGUCGCUAAUAUUUUUUUCUAUUAAAUGUUGCUUACAGUAUAUUCUCAUAUUAUUAUCAAGAGACUAUAAGUCUCCCAUGAAACAUGAGAUUUAACAUCUCUAAAAAGGUUUAAGAUAUUUAAGGUAGGGUAAUGUUGGAAAAUGCAUAAUUUUCAGGGAAAAUCAACGUUUAAAUAUCUGUAACUAUUUUCCCUUUAUUUAGCGUAAUUUUAAGGUCUAUUUUUUAAUUCUAUGGGAAAAAAUACGAAGGAAAACUUCAGAAAUUCAUACAAUAAUAUGAUAGCAAUAAGAGCUAAGAUUCGUUCUUAUCGUUAUUACUACGUCAUAAUGCAUUGGGAAUGAUAAUUUAUUAUUCACAGUUUCUAUUUUUUGUUCCUAUUCGUUGCCUUCUGCAAGAGGUUUUACUUAAUGAGAUGCUUGUUUUUCUCAAAACUAUUUAAAGUUGUUUGUAUCUUAAUAUGUUUAUAUUGUUCUUUGAUUUAUUAUUCGUAUUAAAUUUUAAAAAAUUGUAAUUUUUAAUAUAAAAAACGUUAAUCUUAUUUCUGUAAAGAUGUAGAAAUCUAUUUAGCUCUUCCCUCCUCGCAAAAAAGAAUGGUUAUGCUAGUCAUGCGUUAUUAUAUAAUGCUCAUUUAAAAUUAAAUGCACAUAUAUUAAAAGAUUACCUAAUGCUUAUAUAGAAGUAUACAUAAUUUCUUAUACGUCAUUUCAAUUAAUUUGUAAUAAAUUAAACUUGCAUCUACAAUAAAAAACAAGAUCUAACAGUGU
This is a messenger RNA of Monomorium pharaonis (pharaoh ant), 3081 nucleotides long. RefSeq names its product gem-associated protein 8. The coding region runs from base 202 to 903 and encodes 233 amino acids. The transcript is spliced from 3 exons. Lineage: Eukaryota; Metazoa; Arthropoda; Insecta; Hymenoptera; Formicidae. Gene Ontology annotation, cellular component: SMN complex. The record is from RefSeq and is a predicted model, not a curated record. Gene Ontology annotation, biological process: spliceosomal snRNP assembly.